This is a messenger RNA of Clunio marinus, 288 nucleotides long. Lineage: Eukaryota; Metazoa; Arthropoda; Insecta; Diptera; Chironomidae. The record is from the annotation of a GenBank genome assembly.
AUGGAGCAGAGGGAAAAGGCUCGCUUGGCUUGGACCACACAGACAUUGCAAGUUUCAUGGCUCGACUUUCGGUAUCGGCUAUCUCGUCAUGCUCGAGACAAAAAGAAAGGAAAUACAGUAAUAGUAUUAAAUAUCUCGCCAAAUCUCGCCGAUGAUUUAUUAAAACUUUUGUUACUAAACACUAAGUGGCCGAACCUUUACACGAUAAGCUCAUCAGAAGUUCCAAUGAAGUUCCGUCAAUUAGCGGCAAUUAAUCAAGCAAUGUUUGAAGAGGAAUUAAGUGAUUGA